AGAUCGUAUAGAUCAUAUCUGCCAAUACAAGGGCAAUGUUUAAGAAUAUCGGAAUUAUGCAACUAAAGGUAAUAACCGGAUAAAAGAGUUAUGUUAAAUCAAGUUAACGACGAUCGAUGGCAAGUGCUUCCCUAUAAAAGCAACGAUUCUAUUCAGACUAGUCUUACUUGGUGCUGACCAGCACUAAGAAAAUUCAGGAUAAUUUGAUCGUUAUUAAUCAUCAUGUAUGAGCAAUAUGUAUGAUUAAAAAUAGAAGGAGAUUAAAUAUUUCUCAACUUUGAAUCAAAAGAAUCAACAAAUGUAAAGUUAAUAUAAAACGUCAUGUCGGAAGUGUAUCAAACAUUUUUCGCGUUUUAUACUUUUCUUUUCUCUCCAUUGGUUAUUCUAUUAUUAAUAUGUUCCUAUCUAUAUCGCUGUAUCAUAGAGAUCAUUUUAAGGAUCCAAUUAAAGGAUAAAUUCGUGGGUCUCCUUGAUGGGAUGGACUGCGUUUGGGCGGUAGAACAAUCAUCGGCACUUUCUGUGAAUAAUAUCCUUAUGAUUUUAGAAAAAGAUGCUCGUCACUCGAAUAUCAACUUCCUGGAGAGUUUUCGCGAUUUGGUGAGGAAUCGCAUAGUAUGCUCGUCUUUUGAAAAGCUGUUGUACAAGAGAAAGAGAAAAUUUGGCUAUUAUUUCUGGGAGAGAAGUGAAGAGAUCGAUCUGAGAGAACGUAUCAGAUGGUUGGAAUACGAGCGCACGAAUUGCGACGGAUCCUGUGAUAAUAUUUACAAUAGUCAUCUGAAGAAAGUUCUAUGGAAUAUUUGCAACCAACCAUUACCGGAGAAUCACACAGCAUCCUGGGAGAUCUUAAUUGGAAAAUGUUGUCCCAGAUUGAGUCAUCAUUAUCUUCGACGUAUGGAGGAACGUUUGACGAAUAAAAUCAAGAUUCCCAUUUUAUUUCGCGUCCAUCAUUCUUUAGGCGAUGGUAUGGCACUUCUAAAGUUCUUUAGAGAUGUUAUUAUUGACAAGGAACCAGUUCCGGAAACAUUCUUACAGUUGGAUAGCAGUUUGAAAAUGAAGAACGAGAAAACGAAAAAGCAGAAUGUAAUAGUAUCAUUGAUGAAUCCUGCGAAUGGAGAGAAUAAUUUGGACAACAAUUCGUUUCAAAAGAAAAUCAUGUCGGCGUCGAUGCCAUUUAUUCAUUUUACGAUGUUCUCAUAUUUUUUUCUAUUAUUAUGGAAACAUUUUAACACAUGGUUGAAAUAUUUACAAAAUGUUACUUUAAAAGAUUUGAAAUGCGAAAUGAAAAUGUUUCUAAGAACGGUACAAGAUAGAUUAAAAGUUUUCUUCUCGGAAAUGAUUUGUAAAAAGAUACAGAAAGGUUUGAAAAUGGCGAAAAUUAUUAUAAAUCUUCCUGGUUGCCUGAUUCAACAAGCUUUUCGUAGCAUGGACAAGAGCGCACUCCAUGGAGCAGAAUUAUCAGGCGAAAAGUUUGUUUCAUACUGGCUUGAAGACGAUUUCAAAAAUGCCUGUAAUCAAAAAUUGUUUACAAAAAUACAAAAUAUAAGAAGUAUCACUGGUGCUAGAUUUGGAGAUGUAUUAUUAGCUGCUUUAUCCGUUAGUUUACACAAAUAUUUCCUUAAUAUAAACGAAUUCGUUCCAACAAAAUUAAGCGUUGUUUUGCCGAUGAAAAUCGAAGAAUGGAGCGAGAACUUCCCCUUGCAAAAUAAUAUUUCAGUUGGUAUACUGCCCCUCUGCAUUUCACAAAUAAAGGGUAAACAGCUUGCAGAUCCACGAGAGAAUUCUCAAAUUCUAGAACGUCUUGAAGAUAUUAGAAAAGCGAAUGAUGUUCUGAGAAAAAGUUCAGAUUACACGGUGAAUUUCUUAGUAAUGAAAUAUCUCUCAGCUAUGCUACCCGACAAAUUUUUACGACCAAUCUUAAAAAGUCAUAGCACCAUGGUGUUUAGCAAUUUAGUUGGUCCUCAAGAAGUGAAACUUUUGGGACAUCCUUUAAAAAAUAUUGUUUUUUGGAUACCAAACAGAAGUUAUACAGGAAUUGGAUGUUCUUUGUUAACGUAUCGAGGUUAUCUGCAUUUAUCUUUGAUCGCCGAUAAAGCUUUAGUACAAAGCGAAAAGGCUCUUACCAAAAUUUUAGAAAACACGGUAAAUGAAAUCGACAAUCUUUACGACAGAUUAACUUUGUCAUUUUUUUCGAAGAAACUUCAUAGAAGUAUAUCAACACCUACGAAGAAAGGAAUUGAAAAUGGAUUGAAACGUCAUUCUUGGAUGGAUAACGCAAGCAGUAUAAUUUCUUUCAAAUUGUGAACCGGUGAUUUAAUUGUUACCGAAAUAUUUAACCAUUAAAAAGAAGAAGAAAGGAGGAGCCACACCCCGAUGAUGACUUUAUUUCAAUGAAUUUCAAUGAAUUAAGUUCCAAGUGUCGGCGAGGGCCAUCGAGCGAAAUAUCACGAGAGAUACGACGGUUGAACGGCCAUUUGAAUACACUCGAACGAGUUGUUGUUCAUCGAUAAAUACUAAAACCAUUACUGUUCCAAAACUAUUGCUGCUCGAUAAAACAACGACCACACUAUGGAUGGACUUUCGAGUCCUUCAAUAACCAAAGCCGUCAUUCUGAAGGCCGUCCAAGUGCACGGAAUAAAAGAAGAAGAUCGUCGAAAAUCACAUUGAAGCGAUUUUAAAAAAGAAAACUUGGAGGAAUCUUUUUUUUCUGCUGGAAAACCCUCGUCGCGUUUAAUUGGAAACGAUGUUUCAGCGUGUUUGCAAUUGAACCGUCUGUAAUAAGGGUUGUGGAAAAAACGAGCAGAAAGGAAAUUCCGCGGCCAGGAAAUUAAUUAACGUAUUAUUAAUCGAGUAAUUGGCCUCAUCCCCGCAACUACUCCCGCGGUAGAACUUUCUUUUAUAAGGAUAAUUAAUCUACCAGAGAAGUUUGUUGAAAAAAGAGAAAAGGAGAGAAAGAAGAAAACAAUUUUUUUUCGUUAGGAUUUUUAGAUUUUUCGAAAAUGAUUGCAUAAAUGGAAAGAUGGAUUGGAUUCGAGUCGCGUUACUUUUUUUAAAUAUCUACGUUUUCCUCCUCUCUCCCUAAUUACUUUCCUCUUGUUACUUUGACUAACAAGGUUGUAACCAAGAAAGUUUCCAGUUGUUGGGUUAUUAAACAGCUUCAACUACGAGAGAGAGAGAGAAAAAUGGUAAUUUUAUAUUAACGAACUGGAUGGAUAGAAUUAUUAUAAUUUUUCUCCACCGAAAAAACAAGAUCUGUUAGUCUAAUUGGGAUAAAAAAAAAGAGAACACGUGUAAAGGAAGAAGAGGAAGAAAAAAACGAGAAGGUGAUGAUACUGAUAAGGGAAAAAGAGGCACGUUUCGAUUAUUUGUUAUUUACGCAUUUAUUACAAGAGAACGAAACGUUUCAUUUGGUCCGAAAAAUCAGGGAUGAGUUUUUUACGAAAAGAUGUAAGAUCUCGUUUACACGCGUUAUGUUUUUUUUUUUUUUUCAUUAUUACAUAAUUAUUAACAAUGUUUCAACGUUGAGCAACGUUGUGCGUUAAUGUUGCAGGCGUUUCGAAUAAUUUGAACGACAAGAUUUAUUCGCGAUUUAUUCUUUUUUCCUUUUUUUUUUUUU
Apis mellifera (honey bee) is the source of this 3613-nucleotide messenger RNA. RefSeq lists its product as uncharacterized. The coding region runs from base 322 to 2301 and encodes 659 amino acids. The record is from RefSeq and is a predicted model, not a curated record. Gene Ontology annotation, molecular function: diacylglycerol O-acyltransferase activity; long-chain-alcohol O-fatty-acyltransferase activity. Lineage: Eukaryota; Metazoa; Arthropoda; Insecta; Hymenoptera; Apidae. Gene Ontology annotation, cellular component: plasma membrane. Gene Ontology annotation, biological process: triglyceride biosynthetic process. The transcript is spliced from 6 exons.